UGGGACCUGAUCCCUGUAAUCUGGAGAUCAAGUGUAAUUCCCGCUUUUCCGGAGAUCCUUGCAAUCCCCCGAAGAGAGAACAAUGUAAGAUGCUUUGGGGGUGAAUGAAGUAAAUAAAUGAUACAUAAAACAGUAGAUGGAGAGGCAGGUAAAAGAAAGGUUGGUUUGUAGAUGGGUGGGGGAGCAGGAACGUGGGAAAGGAGAGAGCAUAUGAUAAGGGUGUUGCGAGAUGAAAUAAUGUCAGGAAGAGGGUACGGAGGGACUUAAACGAUCCGUGCAUGUCCUUGCGGGUUCCACAUUUGUCAAUAUAUAUGCAUUUUCAAGGCAUACGUUUCCGGGCUGUCGGAUGCCAUUCUUGCUAGAUGCUCCGCCGCCAAAGUUGCUACGGCAGAAGAAAGUCUCCUCCACCCACAGUCAUCUUGCUUGGACAAUUUAUUCUUCCCAUUGUAGCGCAAGGACGCAUUUGAGGGAUUGCAUUGGUAAAAAGUCACCUAGGACGAGCUGCGAGUUGGCAAAAUCAGGAGCUUUUUGUUUGCAUCUAUUUUACUGCACUGAUUUGUUUGCUCACUUAUUAGGAGAAGGCUGUUAUCCGAUUAAUUCAAUGAUAAAAGAGCAUCCUAUUCAGCGAAGAGCUUCCACUCUGCGGCUUCCAACAUAACCCGGAAAUCUGGUCAGCAGACAAAAGAAUCUCCCCCUUUUUUCCAACACCUUCCUUCGGCAGCUGGCCUGUGUCGCGCGUGCGCAGCUUCACUACCCUGGCGCCAGGGGCGGAAACGGGCAACGACCGUUGCAAGGAGGCCGCCGAAGUCCGUCAGUGCAACACGCACGCGCAGUGCGAGACGCGCCUGCGUCGAAGCGGACUUGGAAAGGAGGGAGCGGCGCCUGCGCAGAGUAACGGGGAGGGGGGGGAAGCGGGCGGAGAGAACUAGCAAUUGAUUCCAGCCGUGUUGGUGGUCUUUCGUACGCAUGCGCGCCGGAGCGGGCUGCUUUGCGCAUGCUCCUCAUGCUAAGGGGAGGGCGCUCUGCGCCUGCGCGGGGAGCGCUGUGGCGGCGGGGCCCUGUGUCUGAGGCGGCGGCGUCCGACCGAGCCCGCCCGUUCCGUUAGCGGAGGCAGCGCGGGUCCCGCCCCCUGUCAUGGCAGCCGCGGCCUCCGACUACCCGGGCCCCUGCGGGCGCUUCCUGCGCAGGCCGACGCCGACCAAGCUCGUCGGGUAGGCCGAGCGCGAACGAGCGAGCGACAAGAGGCAGGCGGCCGCCCCCCCCCCCUCCUUCAAAGGCACCCGCCGAAGCGAGCCCUGCGCAGCCCCUCCGCCGGGGCCGCCCUUGGAUGUGGGACAGGAUGGAGGCCAAGACGGUGGUCUACGACCUGGACACCUCGGGGGGCCUGAUGGAGCAAAUCCAGGCGCUGCUGGCGCCCCCGCGGAGCGACGAGAGCGUCGGCGAGAAGCGGAGCCGGCGGCCGGACCGGGGCGAGCCGCACCCGUCGGGCCCCCACGGGCAGCACCACGCGCACCACCCGCACCACUCGACCCCCGGCGCCGCGCACCACCACCACCACCCGGCCCACCACCGCGACCCGGCCCAUCACCGCGACCCGGCCGCCGCCGCCGCGCAGCACCGGCGGAGCGGCCGCGCCACCAACCACGACAGCUGCGACAGCUGCAAGGAAGGCGGCGACCUGCUCUGCUGCGACCACUGCCCCGCCGCCUUCCACCUCCAGUGCUGUAACCCUCCAUUAAGCGAGGAGAUGCUGCCUCCAGGGGAGUGGAUGUGUCAUCGCUGCACUGUGCGUCGAAAGAAGCGAGAGCAGAAGAAGGAACUGGGUCACGUGAAUGGCUUGGUGGACAAGUCUGGGAAGAGGACCACGUCUCCCACCAGCGACGCGGACUUCUUGGACCGGUCGAGUGGGGGCAGCCUCCGGGCGCUCUCUCACACUCGGCUCUUGGAGCGCAGGGCGGCGCCUGGCACACCUCACGCCCAAUGCACCAGCACUGAAACGCCCAACUCGGAGCAGAAUGAGGUGGACGAGGACAUCAUCGACGUGGACGAAGACUCUGCCCCCAUGACAGAAACGGACUGCGGGCAGCCCCACCUGAAGCGCCCUUUUGAGCUGCUCAUCGCCGCUGCCAUGGAACGGAACCCAACCCAGUUCCAGCUGCCCAACGAACUGACAUGCACCACAGCACUUCCAGGUACUGCAAGUAAGAGAAGAAGGAAGGAGGAAACCAGCGGAAAGAAUGUCAAGAAAGCACAGCACGAGUUGGACCACAAUGGGUUGGUUCCCUUGCCGGUGAAAGUCUGCUUCACAUGCAGCAGGAGCUGUCGAGUGGCCCCUCUCAUCCAGUGUGACUAUUGCCCGCUUCUGUUUCAUAUGGAUUGUCUGGAGCCUCCACUCACAGCCAUGCCCUUAGGCAGGUGGAUGUGUCCAAACCACAUUGAGCAUGUUGUGCUGAACCAGAAGAACAUGACCCUGAGCAACCGGUGCCGGUGACUGCAUCGACCUUCAAGACACCAUCUCCCAGACAUCGCGGUCAAGGUGGGAUUUCCUGGAACCGUGAUCUCACAUUGAAGAAGCAUCCACUUAAAUCGACCCGGGGUGGUGCAGUCGACGAAGAGAAGGGGCUUGAAGGUUCCUGAUGCUAUAAAAUCCCAGUAUCGGGUUCCGCCACCAUUGCUAGCACCCGCAGCCAUCAGGGACGGGGAGCUCAUCUGUAACGGGGUCCCCGAAGAGUCCAUUCACAAGCACCUUUGGAAUUCGGAGCACUUAGCCACCCAGACGGAGCAACAAGAGUGGUUGUGCAGUGUCAUUGCCCUGCAGUGCAGCAUCUUGAAACACUUGUCUGCUAAGCAGAUGCCUUCACUUUGGGACUCUGAACAAGCAGAAACAGCCGAUGUGAAACCAGCAAUCGCGGCCGACUGCUCCCUCGCCGGUCCGUACCAGGCAGCUGACAAGGCCAACGUCCCUUCCAUCUACCCGGCAUCCUGUGGCCCUGGGAUAACUGCCCAGAACUCCUUGGACUCCCUGCAGGAGGAAGCCCACUACCCCCCGUGUCCAGACAGAACCAAGAAGGCAUCGCCUUGCGGGACAUCCAAUGGCCCCAGCCCAGCCUCAGACGUGAAAGUCAACGGCCCCCAUUUCUACAGUGACUCCUCAGCACACUUGACUGACUCUCCGAGGCUGAGCGGGCAGGCCAACGUGAUCUCUCCCGGCGUGUCUCAUCGGCAGCUGUGGCCCCGGCCCUCCACGCCUCCUGCGGCUUGCGGGCUCCUCAACCACAUGGCGGGAGCUGUUGUAAAGACUGAGAAUGCGGUUGGGCCUGUUUCUUGCGUGCACCGGGGUUCCGUGCCAGUCGCGGGCAUGCCGGCUUCCAUCCUCAGCUCGUGCGCCAGCUUGGAAGCGGCCAGCACUUUGCAGAGGAAGAACGCACAGACGCAGAUUUCAGCGCUCGCUAGCCAGAGGCUUGGGGAUGGAUUCUCUCCUUCGAUCGCCACCUCGGCACUCACUCCUCCCAGCCGAUGCGUGGAGGAGCGGGAUCUCACCGGCUGUCAUAGCUUCUGGUUCUCUCCCCUUCCUUCUCCAGACGGCAAGGUCAGCCCAAGCGUUUUUACGGCGCCUUCAGUGCCGCCCCCCAACUCUGCAGCGCCCCUGGACCUCACCUGUUCCUUGAAAGCAUUAAUGGAUGGCAACGGAGAAAUAGAGAUUAGCAUGCUGGACGAGAAGUUGAUCAAGUUCCUGGCCUUGCAGAGAAUCCACCAGCUCUUUGCUUCCAAAGUUCAACCCCUCAUAGGCAGCGCUGGUGCUGCCCCGCCCAGCCCCGUGGGCAGUCAGACCGAAGGGCAGAGGAAGGAGGUGCAGGCCCGGGCUGUCUUCUACCCUCUGCUGGGAAUGGGUAGCGCCGUGAACAUGUGCUACAGAACCCUCUACAUUGGGACAGGAGCUGACAUGGACGUGUGCCUUACAAACUACGGUCACUGCAACUACGUGUCUGGCAAGCACGCCUGCAUUUUCUAUGAUGAGAACACCAAGCACUACGAGCUGCUCAAUUACAGCGAGCAUGGCACCACGGUCGACAACGUCCUGUACUCGUGUGACUUCUCCGAGAAGACAGCCCUCACCCCUCCCAGCAGCAUGGUUGCCAAAGUGCAGAGUGUGAUCAAGCGCCACAAGAACCGGAAGCAGGAGGAGGAGCACCAGCAACAACAGCAGCAGCCACCGCCACCAAGCAAAGAGGCGGCCCUAAUGAGGUCCCAGGCACAAGGCCCGCUCCGGAAGCCCUGCAGCUGCAAAGCCAGCAGCUCCAGCUUGAUCGGGGGCAGUGGGGCCGGCUGGGAGGGGACGGCCCUCCUGCACCACGGCAGCUACAUCAAGCUGGGCUGCCUGCAGUUCGUCUUCAGCAUUACCGAGUUUGCGACCAAACAGCCCAAAGGAGAUGCUGCCUUAGCACAAGACACGGACUUGGCCGAGAAGCUGUCCGUCAAGCCUCACCAGGUCCCCGUGCUGCGCUCCAAUUCGGUGCCCUAGGAGCGGAGGGGCGGGGGGAGAGGCCUCCUUCCAGAUCAAGGCAAAUCCAUUGACUUGCAAACCGCGCCUUCUGGGUUUUGUUUCCCCUCCGCGGGCCACGGGACUGUUGCCACCCUUUGCAUGAAGUGAAGAACUUUUACUUUUUUUUAUUGUUUGCUCAAGUUUUAGGGGCAUUUGCACAUAUAUUUGUACUAUACAUUUCAUUUAAAAAAAAAACAAAAAGGAAACUGCAGCGCACGGGGGCCACGCCGGGUGGAGACCGGCGACGGCAGCCGGCUUGUGGACGCCGCCGGGCUGAGCGCUCCCGUGCCGUUGUAAAAUAAUCGAAAACUUGUUCUAUUUUGUGCCAGUGACAAUAGUUUUAUAUUAAAAAGAGAAAUACAGUUUUCAUACAGCAAAAUCUCUAUACAAUUAUCACUGUUUUAUUUAAUGUAAAGACGUGCUACUCUCCUGCCAGUUUCUCCCCCCCCCCCCCCCCCGCCCAGCCUCUGGUGCCCCCCCCUCCCUGUUACAGUUGCACUAGGUGGGUUGUGGGCAACGAGAACAGAGGUCUGAUUUUUUUUCCAGCGGCCAUCCUCUCUUUUUCUUUCGGGAUAAUAAGGAGAAGUAUUAGAGGUUCUGUGUAAAUACAUCCAGUGACGGCAUUGUUCCGUGUUUUUUAAGCUGUGUACAGUGCUACAUGUUGGUAUGACGUUGCCUCCGGUUGUCUAUUGUAGCAAAGCGUUUCUUUGUCGUAAGCCUGUUUUGUCCUUUUGUUCCACCCCCUCCCCCACCCCCCGCCGCCCUGUUCCUGAGUUCUGAUGUACAGAAGUAAUUGCAAUGUUUUAGGCUUUACAGAAACUUUUUUUCCCUGUAUUCUGUAUAUAAAACAACAAAAUCUGUCA
Molecule: messenger RNA, 5406 nt
Organism: Sphaerodactylus townsendi
Lineage: Eukaryota; Metazoa; Chordata; Lepidosauria; Squamata; Sphaerodactylidae
Gene: PHF12
Product: PHD finger protein 12
Biological process (GO): negative regulation of transcription by RNA polymerase II
Cellular component (GO): nucleus; Sin3-type complex
Molecular function (GO): transcription corepressor activity; protein binding
Source: RefSeq, a predicted model, not a curated record